Molecule: messenger RNA, 2826 nt
Organism: Vicugna pacos (alpaca)
Lineage: Eukaryota; Metazoa; Chordata; Mammalia; Artiodactyla; Camelidae
Gene: POMP
Product: proteasome maturation protein
Biological process (GO): proteasome assembly
Cellular component (GO): cytoplasm; nucleus
Source: RefSeq, a predicted model, not a curated record
AUGCUAAGGCUUGUGAAUGCCAGAGGGCUUGGAUCUCAGCUAAAGGACAGUAUUCCAGUUACUGAACUUUCAGCAAGUGGACCUUUUGAAAGUCAUGAUCUUCUUCGAAAAGGUUUUUCCUGUGUGAAAAAUGAACUUCUGCCCAGUCAUCCUCUUGAAUUAUCGGAAAAAAAUUUCCAGCUCAACCAAGAUAAAAUGAACUUUUCCACACUGAGAAACAUCCAGGGUCUAUUUGCUCCACUAAAGUUACAAAUGGAAUUCAAGGCAGUGCAGCAGGUUCAGCGUCUUCCAUUUCUUCCAAGCUCAAACCUUUCACUGGAUAUUUUGAGGGGUAAUGAUGAGACUAUUGGAUUUGAAGACAUUCUUAAUGACCCGUCACAAAGUGAACUAAUGGGAGAACCACACUUGAUGGUUGAAUAUAAGCUCGGUUUACUGUAAUGCAGUGUGUGCUGUUCAUGGAAAUAGAGGGGCUGCUUCUUGUUUAUAUAGUUGUCUUUUUACUCUGAUUUGAUGUGCACAACAUUAAAAGUACUGACACCUGAGAAUUUUUGCCUAAUUAGUAUCUGUGAUCAUUUGAAAUUAUUUGAGUCUUUGGUUUAAGGCCAUGUGGUAAUUGAAAGCACUAAAGGGAGGAGAUUUUAAGACUCCUCAUUUAUAUUAAAACAGUAGCCUUCUACGUCUUUAAAAAAAUGUUGCUAGUUAAUAUUAUAAAACCAUCCACGGGUUCCAGUUCAGUCUGUUUCCUAGUUAUUCCAUUUGAAUAACUAUCAAUAUUUGAGUCUGCAGCUUCACAGUAGCAUUUUUCAGAAUAAACUUUUGUAGUUGAUUUUGGUGGCAACACUUCAAAGUAAGUACAAAAUAAAAGUAUUAUAUUUUACCUUGUUUCAGUAUAUAGUCCAUUAAUACUCAUAGGGAUAAUAUUUGCUGUACUGAUGCUACUUUAUAAUUAUAACUAUAUUCUUUGAUUCUUUCAUGUUGAAAAGUGUAAGUUCAGAGGUUUUGAUUUUGGUCUUUAAAUUGAAAAAUAAAAGAACAAACAUACUGAUUAAACUGUGGUACUGCUUAGGUUUAUACAUCAUGAGAUGCUUAAGUUAAAAAAAAUAGAACAUUCAUGUACACACAUAUCCAUGAGCAAACUCCGUAAUAACUUACUUAAAAAUAAAUCUUCACCAUGGCUGUUCUUUCUUAAUAAGGUAUUUAUUAUGUAUACAAAAAUUAAAGAUUACCAAUUUCUCAGGAACGUUUUGAUUGUAUAAGUCAUUGAUUUACACUUGAAGGCAGUAUUGCCCCUCCCUCCGUGGGUAUGGGAACAUUUGACAAUGUCUAGGGAAGUUUUUGGUUGUCACAAUUUUGUAGGGGAGGGUUUCCAACUGGCAUCUAGUGCGUGGAGGCAGGGAUGUGCUAAAUUCUACAAUAAAAAUGGCUCCUGAUUGUUGGAAUUAAGUUUAAAACCAUCUUUGUCAACACAAUAUUUGCCAACUAAUUUUACACUUAAAUUAUGAGACAAUGUAGACAUAAUGAAGUUUCACUAAUCGAUUGUUUCUAAAUUUGUUCUCUUUCAGCUAAUUAGCAAAGUUGAAGAUUUUUUUCCUGUACCAUAGUUUUAGGAAUAAUAGAUACUCUUCCUGACCAGUAGAGGGUACUGUUAAUUUAAUGAGCAUAGUUUAAGUGGAAAAGCUGACGCUUUAAACACAGAAAUUGGUAAUCAUGGUUAGUGCUUAUUUUCUGAAGGUCUUUUUGCUUUCCCCCCUCUCCUUUUCCUCUUUACCUUCUUUGUAUUUAUACUUAUGCUCCUCAUCCCUGGAUGCAUGUAAAAUCACCUGGAAAUCUUGUGAAAAAAUUGUGGCAGGGUCUGAAUCUCAGAAAUCCCAGUAGAACUAGUCUGAGGUGGAUCCCAAGAUGUCUAUUUGGAAAAACUCUCCAGGGUUUAGAACCUUUGGUUUAUAUGCUUGCUUUCCUUUGUCGCUUGCUUUUGCUUUUAUAUUAGUGACAUUCAUUAGCAUCAAUUAAUUCUUCUGAUGUAGAUGUACCUUGGUGCUGAAAAAUUUGCUACUGUUUCUUCCUCUGCAAUCUACAGUGUUUGCCUGGAGUUGGAUAAUUCAGGUUCCCUCAUAAGGCUCAGUUGUAGGUUCAUCUUGAGAUACUUUGCCUAGGUGCUAGACUCUUCAAUUAGGCAUUUUUAUUGCAGUGAUGCUGUGAUUUAAUUUCAAUUUUGAUUUUUUUUAGGAAUUAGUAUUUUCCUUGUCUGUUUUGUUUGUGAAAUACUAAUCUUUGAGUUAAAGAGGUAUUUCACAGGUUGAUGCUUGUUUAAAAUUAAUAUUAACAUUAAAAUGAUAAAAUUCAAAUAGAAAAGAUACAAAAUACUUAAUGAGAGCACAACCUAUUCUAUGUUAAGGGUUUUAGUAUAUAUAUAAGAAUAAGGGAAUUUGUGAGUUUUAUUGUCUGGAAGUGUUGAGUGGGUUGGCAAACAAUUUAGCACUGUUUGGCACAUCAUGGGAUGGUUCUUUCACUAAACACACCUCUUCACUUCUACCCUCUGUACUAAAUAUAAAUGAUAGACUUCCUGGUUUUUAUUCAUUUUUCUUUUUGCAGUGGGUGUUAUCCCUCUUUCAAGAGUACACAAAAUAUAGCCCAGUGCUUUCCUGCAUUUUGUUAUUCCUUUGAAUGCAGACAUUUCAAGAAUGUAAAAGAUGAUCUAAAUAAGUAGAUUACUUUUGAAAAGCUGAAAGACUGUGUAGUGUAUUAUCUUCCACUGGAAUCUCCAAUUGGGUGAAUCUAAGUUUAUCUAAAUUUUGACUUACUGUUUCAAUAAAGCAAAACCAAAAA